GGCGGUGCCGGGCGGCCGCCGGGUUUCCUGCUGACGCCGGAGAGCCGCGGAUGGGCAGGAAAGGCCGCCACCGCCGCCUCUGCUCCAGCCCGCUGGCUCCCGCCUCGGCCCCGCUCGCCCCGCCGGCAGGAGCGCGGAGCGGGCCGCGCUGAAAGCCCGCCAGGAGAAGCGGGGCGGAGAGGGCGCAGGUGCGGGGCAGGCCCGGGCCGCCGUGCUGAGGGGAGCGGACAUGGCAGCCCCCGCUUCUUGAAUGCUGUCAGCCGCCCCCCUGCCGCCGAUGGCUGAAGCCUGGAGGCUGGAGGAGGACGAGGAGGAGCUGCGGGAGCUCGGCCGGAGGCACCGGAGGGUCGCCCUGAGUUCGGCGGCAGAUCGCUCUGAAAGAAAUAAACCAGACUGCCGCUCUUCAGGCCAAGGACCCUUGUCAUCCAUAAGAGCAGCAAUCAAGAGAUCACUCAUGAAUAGUGCACACCAAAAAUGCCCUCUGGAAGAGCUUCUCGGACCUCUAGCCAUAGCGAACAGCAGAGGGAUAGAAGGCGUCCUGAAAUUACAAUAGUUGCUGCUGAACCCCUCCGGCCAUCCUCCUGGUUUCCAGGUGCAAGCCCUGUCACUCCUCAGGGAUUAGGAUUCCCUUCUGCUUCAUCUCAUGCUCAAUGGAGGAGAAAUGAGCAUGUUCCAGCUGAGCUUCCACCAUCAUAUGAGCAGGUGAUAAAAGAAAUUAAUCAAGUGCAAGUCAAUACAACAAAUAACAAUAAUGCUGCUGCUCCUAGACAUACCACUACUUCUGCAACACAAACUGACUUUCCAGAGGAACUAAUCAGCCAUUUGCCAGGAAGUAAUGUAAAAACUAGUGUGCCUACACACUGGGAAUCUGCAGGCUAUCCAGGGCAGAGUCCUCUUAAACCUCCUAGGCCUUCUGCAUCCCUCCUGAAUAGGCCUCCUUCAGAAAAUGACAAUCCCUUAAUAGUCUUUGAAAUUUCUGAAGGUCAGAGGUGCCAAGAAAAUCCCAAUGCUGUGAUAUGUCCUGUGCCAAAGCCAAGAUCAAGAAGCAAUCUCAGACCUGUGGUCAAAAAUACUGAAAGUGAGAAUGACAAUGGAGAGGAAGUGAACCAGUCUACCACAAAAAGGCAGCAACCUCCAGUUCAGCAGUCACCUGUCUUAGAUGACAGUUUAUUAGACAAUCACUUGGUGGUGGACAGCAUGAGCACAGAAAAGAGCCAAAAUAGUAUUGUUUCAAGGAUCAAAGUUUUUGAAUCCCAAGGAACUAAUGAUACCUCAGGAUUAACAAAAAAGCCAGAAAUUGCCCCUCGUUCAUUUGCUCCAAGACCUGUUACUGCAAAGAAGCCAGUAGUUCCUCCAAAGCCAGGGGUAAGCAGAAUUUCAGGAGACUGGGAUGCAUGGACAGAAAGCAAGUCAACACCUUCUAAGGAAUUGCAACCUCAACCUGAAAUGGUUGGGAGCAGUGUUGUAGCCAAACCUGAACUGCCAAAGAAGCCAAAACCUGGCCUCAUUAAAAGUAGUAGUAGUGAUUUUCUUGAUGCAAGGAAUGGAUCAGUUGCAGAGAACAGUGAUGGACAAAAGAAAUUUCCUGUUCCUGCUCCACGGCCUCUCGUUCCUAAAAAGUCAUGUUAUGCAGAAAGUCCUGCCCUUCCUUUGGCGUCACUAAAGCCGAUUGCUGCUCCCCCACGGGCUUCCAUACCUGCCCAAGACAAAGUUGUCAAGUCUCUGGGGGAAUUGUCAUCUGCAGCCAACUCCUCAGCACCUGCUUUGCAAAAUAAACCAGAUGCGGAAGGAGAUUUGAUCAGUUUUGAUGAUGACAUUUUACCCCUAAGUCCAACUUCCAUAGUUAAUGAUAGCAUCAGCUCUGAAGCAGCAGCAGAUCCAUUUCAGUUCCUCACCAAAAGUGAACCUGCAAAGGAACAAACUGUUCAACCAGCUUUAGCCCGGAAACCCACUGUGAUCCGAAUCCCAGCUAAACCCGGGAAGUCUUUAAAUGAAAUCCUGUAUAGCCCUCCACCACUUCCUGCUGAAAAGCCUAUUGGGAACACCUCUGAUAUCACAGUGGGAAAACAGAAUAGUGGUGGCCUAGUAAAAAAAGUGGAGUUGGAUCAUUCAGAACAGGGCGGAGUGCCUCAGCUAGAUCCUCUACUACCCCCAAGGCCUGUGAAUGGAAAAAUUAUACCUGCUCGACCUCCCCCACCAAAAAGUGUUCCUGGAAGGCCACCUCCACCAAAACUCUCUGCAACCAAGACCUCCUCACAGAAGAAUGCUCUUUCACGAUCUACGUCUAACAUCGCUUCUGACAGAAAAACCAGCAAGUUCAGAUUGGGACCCAAGAGAACAAAAAGUUCGGUCUUUAAAAAUUCAGAUCCAGCAUUACCUCCUAGACCUAAACCGGGUCAUCCUCUCUACAAUAAAUACAUGUUACCUGUGCCUCAUGGAGGUGCCAAGGAAGAUUGUCUUCCCAGGAACCCUGGAGAACCGUCCUGUAAGGAUUCAAACCACCCGUCAAAAGUUUCUGACACGAGUGCACCUCAUGCCGUAGUCCUGCAUGAUUUUCCUGCAGAGCAUCCUGAUGACCUGGAACUCCAUUCUGGAAACACUGUUUGUCUUUUGGAGAAAAUCGACACUGAGUGGUACAGAGGAAAAUGUGGGAAUCGCACAGGGAUAUUUCCUGCCAGCUUUGUUAAAGUAGUUGUAUGUAGGCUUUGUAUUCAUUGCUACAUUGAUGUUCCAGAAGGCGGCAACAGGAGAAAAAUACCCUGUUCAUCACAAUGUGUUAAAGGCCCAAGAUGUGUAGCACGAUUUGAAUACAUCGGAGAUCAGCAAGAUGAGCUGAGUUUUUCAGAAGGUGAAACUAUUAUCCUGAAAGAAUAUGUAAAUGAAGAGUGGGCCAAAGGAGAGCUCAGAGGCAUAUCUGGAAUCUUCCCCUUGAACUUUGUGGAAGUAAUUGAAGAUCUGCCUGGAACACGUACAGGAGCAGCACUAAAGAACAAGGCGGAGGUUUCUUCUUCCCUUCCUCAGAACAACAGACGCUCAGUACAGUGGUGCGAAGCGCUUCAUGAUUUCACAGCAGAAACCAAAGAUGAUUUAUCCUUUAAAAAGGGCGACUACAUCCAAAUACUGGAACAAGUAGAUCCAGAGUGGUAUAGAGGAAGACUGAAUGAAAAAGAAGGGAUUUUCCCAGCAGUUUUUGUUCAGAUCUGCUCAGCCAGGGUAGAGCUGUCAAAGUCUGUAGGAGGGAAGAAAGGAAAAGCCAAAGCUCUUUAUGAUUUUCAUGGAGAAAAUGAAGAUGAGCUUUCUUUCAAAGCAGGUGAGAUAAUAACAGAGCUGGAAUCUGUGGACGAGGACUGGAUGAGUGGAGAGAUACAAGGAAAGUCUGGGAUCUUUCCCAAGAACUUUGUUCAGAUUUUAAAAGCACCAUGAGCGUUGCUUCUCCUUGUACUCCCUGCGCAUGGGAGAGAAUGUUUUCUAUCCUAAAGGCACAGCAAAGACAUCAACGUGUUUUGACUAUCGAUGUUUUGCACUACUUUUUCUAGACAGUCAUACGAGUAUCUUGAAGUCAAAUAAGAAAAUUGGAGUCUUUUGUGACAGUGUAUGUAGUCAUGCUUCAUGAAUGCUCUGAGAGCAAAUACAAGCAGGAAUUUUAGUGGUUUCCAACUAGGGAAAUACUGUGGUGCAACACCAUUUUAACUUAAAAUAGCAUUCUAGUACAUUUACUAUCUGGUAUUACAUUUAUCAUGCACAAAGUCUGCAUAAAGCUUCUUUGGGCUUCUUUCAAAUCUUUUUAAAAUUCAAAUUUAAAAAUUGGUUUUUAAGAUCUAAUUACAGAACUCAGUAUGUAGAUCAAGUUUGAUAUUCAGGUUUCAUUACUGCUUGACUUCCACAUUAGCAGUAGAAUCCACUUGUUUCAUGGCUUAAAGGAUAAGGAAGAUAACUGAUACGUCAUAGCAGAAAAAUAUCAAAUUUGAUUUGGGUAAGAGGGGAGACUCAAAGCAAAUCCUUGUGUAACAUUCUUCUGUUAUUAUCCCAAGAUGCUUAUAAGGAAGAUCACAAAAGUAAAACUUGUAAGUAUUUUGCUUCUCAAUGAAUAAUAUUCAAAUUGGUAUGAAUCAUCUUAGACCUCCUUCCCCCAAAAUCCGUUCCAGAAACAGGUUUAGAUUUUCCUGCUGCCCACUGUUCUUCAAGCACCAUCGUGCCCUUCUUUCCCAGCUGCAGCUAGUUGUAACAGACGGCCUUUACUGAGCUUUCCUAAAUCCCCUCCAUGCAGUAGCUGCACUAUUCCAACUAUUUGCCCCUCCACCCCCUUCGUGUAAAGUGGAAAGCCAGUUUUCACUCAGCCUGCAUUUCAUUUGCCACUCAAGCACUGGAACAUACUUCAGUAACACCAUUCCUGUCCUUAACAUGAAGAAUAUAUUAUACAGCCUUGGUUUUAGCUUUCAGCAGACAUGGGAUUAGUUUCCAGUUUGUUACCACAUACCAACUAUACUGAGCGUCAUUAUAAAUGGUCUGUUGAGGCCUUAAGGAAAACAUGCCUGGCAAGAGGUUACUUCAAGCAAAGUCACUUAGUGAAAAGCAGCAGUGUGACUUGAACAACAAACUAAGGGAGACAUGACUGAUGUACCUUCAUGUUAUUACCAGAAGUUCCUAUAAAUUCCUUUUUUGUAACACCUGGCUUCUGACAAAAUAGUGGAACACAUUUUGAUUAACUGCUAACUUCAUCAGACUGGAAUAGAAAAAACUUCCCUGCAAAGGCUCUUGCAUUGCUGACUGUAUUCCAUCACUUUCGUACUAUGUAGCAAAAAGGAAUUGGUAGGCUGUGAGCAUGAGUCCUUACUCCAGAAGAGAUGCAGGUCACUAGGUGUCAGGAUACUCUUACAGGAUUUUCUUGUGGGUCUGGAAGUUCAGGUUGCAAAAGGGCCAAGAGUUGAGUGGUGGAUGGAGACUGGAAACUAGAGGCAUCAUGACUGAUCUUGAGAUGGUUUUGACUUAGUCAUGUGCCUGACUACAGCUUUACCAAUAUGAGGUGUAAUAUCAUGACAAGUAACUGCUGCUGCUGAAGAUCAGGGUGCAUCUAACUUAGUGUCUAAGCAAACUGGUGAGGACAGCCCUCCCCUCUCCGUGCACUGUGCUUUGGUUACCAUCACAGCAGGCACAGCUAAAACUGAACCCAAGGACUCCCCUGCAGCAGGGAACAGGCAUCCAGUGUCAGCAGCAGACUGGAGCUCACCUGAAGCAAGCCCAAGGAACAUGCAGCACAGGCAUGAGGUCCUCAGUGCUGUUUUACUCUGCAGAAUCACAGUUAUGCCACAGUACCUGCAAAUACAGACACAGACCUUAGUACUCCUUUUUUUAUUUCUCUAGAAGCUUCAUGAAUGUGAAAUGUUGUGUAUUUAAACUGCAGCAAUACCAGUCGCACAACUGGGGGAGGCGGAUCACACCAUUUUAAUUAAGCAGAAACUGGAUUUCUGCUUUCAUUAACGGGAUUAACAUAAAAACAAUUAUAAAUCAUCUGCUAUUCUAGAAAGAUGGGAAUAUGACAAUUUAUAUACCUGUUAUUCAGUUUUAACAUCCCCAGCAAGCCUAUCCAGAACUCCUGUGGAAUCAAACUUCAGUGUAGGUCCACCAAGGACAACCCUUCCCCACUCCCCAAGUUUUCCUGCCAGGAGAUUCAAAGGUUCUUGUUGUUUAAUCCAAUAAAACAGCCAUCUCCUCCUAGAGCAAUCCAAGGAAACAGAAAGCUGCCUAGCUUUCCUGGCUCCUGCAAGCCCACUGAAGGGUUUUCAACCACAAGCGUUGGGUAGGUCACCCUACUGAGGACAGGCUUAUUCCACAUGACCUAGGCCAACGCAAUCCCUGACCCUCUAGUGAUCUCCGUGUGGGGAGAACAGUAAAACCAAGCAAAGCCCACCCCGACACGAUACCCAGGUCCUCCCAACACCCACCACAUCCCUGGGGUGGUGGAUGAGGCUGAAGUGUAUGAUGUUUACUUACUGUUUGUCUGGCAGUUUUCUAAGAUUUUGAUACAAGUCUCAAAAGUAGAACUGACUUUUUGUAUUUUUUUUUUUCCCAAUUUCCUCUUCCCCCUUUUUAUAACUGUGUAUUGACCGGUUGUUUUUGUAAUUUCCACUGAAUGUGUAAAGUCAGUGCCUGACCAAGGCCACUGCUUUAUUUGAACCAUCUCCUCCCUGUCACGCAGGGCAGGAAGAGCAGCAAAGCCUUCUCUUCAGAGCGAGGAGUGCCAUCUAAAGGCUGCUUGCAUUACUGCAAGCAGCUACUACAGCCUAGUUCUUUAGACUGAAACAAGUUCGAUGCUCGGCUUUUACAGGGAGGGAUUUUCUUAAUACUUGAUGCCUAAUGUCACCAUGAAGCUGCAUGCCGAUCGUAAUGUAAAAUUCCUAAGGUGUACAGUACAGAAUCUGCAAAAAAGAAGGGAGAAUGAGGUGGAGCACAAAUCCUAUCUGCAAUAUAGUAGCAAAUUUCAGCUGUAGCCUUGAAGUUCUGCUAGACCCCACAUACAUUAGUAUGAUAGUAAGAGCCUCAUUUAUCAAAAACAUUUUCUGUUUGAUCCACCCUCUGGAGAUACCAUCAGGAAGACAUCUGUGUUCUGUGUACAAUUAAGUGUCUUAAAUAAAUCUUUGGUAAGUCCAGUAAGUUUGUUAUAGUACCUCUGUAAAUUAAGAAUGUAUUUAACCAAUAAAAUUUUUAUAAUUAAGUCA
Strigops habroptila (Kakapo) is the source of this 6716-nucleotide messenger RNA. RefSeq names its product SH3 domain containing 19 (gene SH3D19). The transcript has 21 exons. The record is from RefSeq and is a predicted model, not a curated record. NCBI's taxonomy places the organism in Eukaryota, Metazoa, Chordata, Aves, Psittaciformes, Psittacidae. Bases 475 to 3423 code for a protein of 982 amino acids. Gene Ontology annotation, molecular function: protein binding.